Octodon degus (degu) is the source of this 1532-nucleotide messenger RNA. It is a transcript of the gene Sgce, whose product is annotated as sarcoglycan epsilon. Gene Ontology annotation, cellular component: sarcoglycan complex. The record is from RefSeq and is a predicted model, not a curated record. The coding region runs from base 94 to 1263 and encodes 389 amino acids. NCBI's taxonomy places the organism in Eukaryota, Metazoa, Chordata, Mammalia, Rodentia, Octodontidae. The transcript has 11 exons.
GCUGGAUGCUGAUGUUGAACUGGCCAAGCUGGGAGGAAAGAAGAAAAGGAGGGGAGGGGAAAAUCCAGGACAGCCGGCCUAACAAGGCCAAGAAUGCAAUUGCCCCGGUGGUGGGAGCUGGGAGACCCCUGUGCUUGGACAAGGCAGGGUCGGGGGACACGAAGGAUGAGCCCCGCGACCACUGGCACAUUCUUACUGACAGUGUAUACGAUUUUCUCAAAGGUGCACUCUGACUGGAACGUGUACCCGUCCGCAGGUGUCCUGUUUGUCCAUGUUUUGGAAAGAGAAUACUUUAAGGGGGAGUUUCCACCCUACCCGAAACCUGUAUUACUGACGAUUAUAACUGCCUACAAUAGACGCACCUUUGAGACCGCAAGGCAUAAUUUGAUAAUUAAUAUAAUGUCAGCAGAAGACUUCCCAUUGCCAUAUCAAGCAGAAUUCUUCAUUAAAAAUAUGAAUGUGGAAGAAAUGUUAGCCAGUGAGGUUCUCGGAGACUUUCUGGGGGCAGUGAAAAAUGUGUGGCAGCCCGAGCGCCUGAAUGCCAUCAACAUCACGUCAGCCCUGGACAGGGGCGGCAGGGUGCCGCUUCCCAUUAACGACAUGAAGGAGGGUGUUUAUGUCAUGGUUGGUGCCGAUGUCCCUUUUUCUUCUUGUUUGCGAGAAGUUGAAAAUCCACAGAAUCAACUGAGAUGCAGCCAAGAAAUGGAGCCUGUAAUAACCUGUGAUAAAAAGUUCCGUACCCAGUUUUACAUUGACUGGUGCAAGAUUUCACUGGUUGAUAAAACAAAGCAAGUGUCCACCUAUCAGAAAGUGAUCCGCGGAGAGGGGAUUUUGCCUGAUGGUGGGGAGUACAAGCCCCCUUCUGAUACUUUGAAAAGCAGAGACUAUUACACGGAUUUCCUAAUUACACUGGCUGUGCCCUCGGCAGUAGCACUGGUCCUCUUUCUAAUGCUUGCUUAUAUCAUGUGCUGCCGACGGGAAGGAGUGGAAAAGAGAAACAUGCAAACACCAGACAUCCAACUAGUCCAUCACAGCGCUAUUCAGAAGUCUACCAAGGAGCUUCGCGAUAUGUCCAAGAAUAGAGAGAUAGCGUGGCCCCUGUCCACGCUUCCCGUGUUCCACCCGGUGACCGGGGAAAUCCUUCCCCCGCUGCACACGGACUCCUACGACGGCACUAGCAUGCCGCUGAUGCAGACGCAGCAGAACUUGCCGCACCAAACCCAAAUUCCCCAGCAGCAGAGUACAGGUAAAUGGUAUCCCUGAAGAAAGGAAACUGACCACAGCAAUGAAUCUAUAACCAGACAAUACUACAGCGACAUGUGUUUCUUUUCUUUUCAAAAAUGCAUGAAUUCCUCUGGCAUCUGGUGUGCAUGUUGACAGUAUUAAGUACGUACCAAAUAAUACAGCAUAAUUUUCAUUUUGCUAAUGUAUUUCUUUUGUACUUAAAGCAUUUUUGACAAUUUGUAACACAUUGAUGACUUUAUAUUUGUUACAAUAAAAGGUGAUCUUUAAAAUAAAUAUUAAUGAAGCCU